Molecule: messenger RNA, 1463 nt
Organism: Xyrauchen texanus (razorback sucker)
Lineage: Eukaryota; Metazoa; Chordata; Actinopteri; Cypriniformes; Catostomidae
Gene: calm1b
Product: calmodulin 1b
Exons: 6
Coding region: 132-581 (149 amino acids)
Molecular function (GO): calcium ion binding
Source: RefSeq, a predicted model, not a curated record
CGGAUGAAUACACGCCCAGCUCUCGCCGAGGACAGCGCCAGAGCCGCACCAGUGGACUCGCAUCCAGCCCCGGAGAGAGAGACCAGUGUUUAGUGUAGUCUGGAGAUUACCACCCUCUGUUCCCUACAAACAUGGCUGAUCAGUUAACAGAGGAGCAGAUCGCAGAGUUCAAGGAGGCAUUCUCCUUAUUUGACAAGGAUGGUGACGGUACCAUCACGACCAAAGAGCUGGGCACAGUCAUGCGGUCGCUGGGUCAGAACCCCACAGAGGCAGAGCUGCAGGACAUGAUCAACGAGGUGGAUGCUGAUGGCAAUGGAACUAUAGAUUUCCCAGAGUUCCUGACGAUGAUGGCCAGGAAAAUGAAGGACACAGACAGCGAGGAAGAGAUCCGUGAGGCCUUUCGGGUAUUCGACAAGGACGGAAACGGCUACAUCAGUGCUGCAGAGUUGCGUCAUGUCAUGACAAACCUCGGUGAGAAGCUGACAGAUGAAGAAGUAGAUGAGAUGAUCAGAGAAGCUGACAUUGAUGGUGACGGUCAAGUGAACUACGAAGAAUUUGUACAGAUGAUGACCGCAAAAUGAAGCCGCCACCUUCUGCAGUGCCCUCUUAGAAGAGAAAAACAAAUCAGUCACAUGUUUUACUUACCUCUUGGGGGAAAAACAAAGUUUAUUUAUUCAUAAUGUUUCUGUUUUAAAAUAAUUAAAUGUUAAAAUUAAGUAUCCAUCUGUCCACAUAGAAAAUAACGGAAAAACGUCAAAUAUCUGCAUGAAAUGGUUAGUGAUCCUGUCCCCAAAGAUCAGUCUAGCAUCAGUUAUUCAAGAGAAAAAUAACCUGUAACUCCCUUCAAACUGAAGAAAAACAGCAUUUGGUGAACUCUUUCAGUUCCAUCUGCUCUUGAUAAUGUUUGGGCUGGCCAUCCUCCUUUCGUUCUCUUGUUUUCCUGUUCUUCAUGCAUGCAGCUUGAGCCCGGAGCUCAUUCUCCAGCCAAUCAGAGCCUGCAGAGUCACCUGAAGUGUUGUUUUGUGGGUUUUUGUAAUUUAAGAGGAACCGUAAGUAGAGGGAGAGAUUGUAAAUUCAAGUUUGAAGUGAAACAGGGCUUUAAUUAAUGUAAUGUGGGGGAUCAAAACGUAAAAAAUAUAAUAAUACAAAAACAACAAAAUUUCAAACGUUCGGCAUGAUUUAUUGUUUAAGAUAUUUAAAUUUUUUAGUUGUUAUUUUGUUUAAAUUACUUUCUUUUCCUGGACAUCUCCUCUGUGGUGUGCUGCACCAUGAUGAUGGAGAUGAUGGUGGAAUGUUCUAGAUGGUUGGAGGAGUGUGGCUGAGCCCCUCUGUUUCUUUACUCUUGACCGGUGUAUUCUCCCCUGGAGCGGGAGUCUGCACUCCACUCUUCAGUUUGCUUUCAUUCCAAGUUUUACAUGCUACUGUUUUAAUAUUUCCUUAAAAUAAAGUGACCAUGUACUUUA